AAACUACCGUUCGCCAAGAUGACGACUAUAAUGAGCCCAGCGGAGGAGCUCAAGUUUGCCACUCAUUUCCUCCAUCAACUAGCAUCACAGCCAAUUCAGUACCAACUCAAUUUUGAGCCACCCCUCGCAAACUGCCACGCUACCCUUCCACCCGCGAGCCGCCCAUUUCCACUAAGAGAGCCUGACGAUGUGGCCACUUCCCCUGCCGCAAACGAAGUAGAAAUAAACAUCAAACCAUUAAAGGGUGGACAGGCUUUUACUAUCCGUGCCGCACGGUUAGAACCUAUCGGUGAUAUCAAAUCCCGUAUAGCCACUGAAGCUGGUAUACCCAUUGCGGCGCAACGGCUGGUCUAUAAUGGCAAAGGACUAGUGGACACAAAGACUUUGUUGGAUUACGAAAUCGUCUCUGGAGCGACCAUCCAUCUUUUGAAGAAGCCAGUUGCUGCAUCGCAGGAGAAGCAUGAGGAAGCGCCAACCGACACCGCACAUAGUCGAUCCAAAGCUACCCACACAUCAUCUACUUCACCAACAGAUGUCUUUAAAAUAAAAGGAAGGAACCCUGCUUUCUGGAAAGGAUUACGGGAAUUGACAGGGCAGCAUUUCGGACCAGAACACGCUGGCGUGGUGUUUGAUGAGUUUGUAAAGUCGUAUCAUGGCUUAUGCGGCCCAUUGACGGUCCCCGAGCGUGAUGCCCUCAAGAAAGCAGAGUCAGCAUCAGUCUAAAACUUGUGUAGCCCCCAGUACAUAGCGUAGGCCGUAGUGUCUGCCGGACAAUGCGGUUUCCGGUAGGACGAGCUGGGACCUCAUGCACAUGCGCAUUCCCGAUAGUGUUCUGUAAUGGCGAAUCUAGACUUUCUAUUAUUGCUGGUUACAUUGAUUUACAUCGGAUCGAACAUUUUCGCGUCCCACGUACACCUGUGUUGGUCCUGCCUUUUGACCUCCUGGCCCAUCGCGUUUACUAAGAAUUCCUGUGCUUUUGCUACUCAAA
This is a messenger RNA of Spizellomyces punctatus DAOM BR117, 988 nucleotides long. RefSeq lists its product as uncharacterized. The coding region runs from base 19 to 723 and encodes 234 amino acids. Gene Ontology annotation, cellular component: BAT3 complex. NCBI's taxonomy places the organism in Eukaryota, Fungi, Chytridiomycota, Chytridiomycetes, Spizellomycetales, Spizellomycetaceae. Gene Ontology annotation, molecular function: misfolded protein binding; polyubiquitin modification-dependent protein binding. The record is from RefSeq and is a predicted model, not a curated record. The transcript has 4 exons.